Anopheles coluzzii is the source of this 2045-nucleotide messenger RNA. RefSeq names its product venom carboxylesterase-6-like. The coding region runs from base 162 to 1910 and encodes 582 amino acids. The transcript has 2 exons. The record is from RefSeq and is a predicted model, not a curated record. Lineage: Eukaryota; Metazoa; Arthropoda; Insecta; Diptera; Culicidae.
AGGAAUGGACCGGCUACCUGAACGUCCAGUUUAUAUGUAGGCAUCGAGCUACACGUUAGCACACAGUGGCAUCAUUACUGUGUUAUUGCACAGGCAGAGCAAAGCUUGAUAAGAUUACCCUGGUACAUCCAACACAUACACAUCCAACAUCAACGGAGCGGAUGAUGAUGGUCCAGCAUCGGAAAUUCUACAGCUGGCAAUUAGCACUGGCUGUGACCUUGUUUUGCGGAACGUUAGCCGCAGCCACCGAACAACCGCCGGUAGUGCACACCGAAAAUGGCCCAAUCGUUGGUGAGAAACGGGGAAAUUACUAUGCGUUCGAGGGUAUUCCUUACGCGAAACCUCCCACCGGUGAACGACGCUUUGCUGCGCCCGAGCUAAACGAUGAAAGGUGGAGCGAGCCACGAAACGCGACCACCAUUGGUCCGUACUGCCUGCAAUGGAGCCACACCAUCCCCGGAAAGGAUAAGCUGUUCGGUGCGGAAGACUGUCUGUACAUGAACAUUUACACUACCUCGCUGGACGGGGGUCAGCGGCAAACCGGUUUGUCGACGCUGUUUUACAUCCACGGCGGUGCGUUCAUGUUCGGCGGUGGUGGACUGUUCUCGCCCAACCAUGUGCUGCGCAAGCCCAAGAUCAUGGUCACGUUCAACUACCGUCUCGGUCCGCUCGGGUUUCUCAGCACCGAGGACGACAUUGUGCCGGGUAAUUUCGGGCUCAAGGACCAGGUAGCGGCCCUCCAGUGGGUAAGAAAAAACAUCCACCACUUUGGGGGCGAUCCGGAACGGAUCACGCUGGUUGGGUUUUCGGCCGGCGGUGCUAGCGUGCACCUCCACUACCUGUCGCCAAUGUCGCGGGGACUGUUCCAGAACGGGAUUGCCCACAGCGGUACCGCCCUCAAUCCCUGGGUGAUGGCUGAGGAUUCGGCCCGCAAGGCGAAGCAAAUUGCGCGCGGUGUCGGUUGCCCGGAGGACCGGCUGUCGAGCAGCCAGGCCAUGGUGGAGUGUUUGCGCGACCGACCCGCGGAGGAUAUUGUGCGGCAGGUGCCGUUUCUGCUCGAUUACCUUUACAAUCCAUUCUCACCGCUCGGUGUGGUCGUGGAGAAGCAGAGCAAAGUGAACCGGCGACCGUUUCUGGCGGACCAUCCGGCAGUUUUGUCACGCAAGGGAAAGCUCACCAAAGUGCCACUGGUGCUGUCCGUUACGCAGGGGGAAGGUUUGUACCCCGGGGCAGAGUUUGUAAGCAACCUAGACUAUCUUGCGGACAUUGAUGCGCGCUGGCACGAUCUGCUGCCAAGCAUUUUGGACUACAAAAGUGCGGUGCCGGAUGAUAAGAGGCGCGCCGAGCUAUCGAACGCGAUCAGCGAACACUACUUCGGGAACGACCGUAAACUAUCGAUUGAUAAUUUCCGGGACUUUGUGUCGAUCCUUUCGAACCGUUUAUUUUUUGGCGGCGUAACAAAAACGGCAAAACUUCUUCAACCUCACAUCCCCGUCUACUUCUACUAUUUCAACUACAAAACGGUGUACGGCAUCGGGGAGCUGAUGUCGGGCACGCAGGACGUAAACUAUGGCGUAGCGCACGGUGAAGACGUGCUGCUUAGCUUUCCCACCCGGAUGCGCGACAAUCAUCCACUGACCAAAGGCGAGCUGCGUGUGGUUGCCAGCUUCGUCGACCUUUACGACACAUUCUCCCAGGGACAGGAGCCCAAGUACGGCAACUAUCUGCUUCCGGUGCAGAACAUUACCGGCCAGCUACGGUACAUGGAGGUGAAGGAUGUAGCGUGUGACGGGUGCGCCACUGCCAAGACCGGGUACGGUGUAAGCGACGAACAGUUCUGGGACACGCUGGACUUUAACGAUGAACCGCCGAGGAAAGUGGCGCAUCGGCCGGCCCACACGGAGCUGUGAUCAUCACCCUGCCUUAAGAAAGUGGCCAUGACCGAUCGCUCUCGCAUUAGAAGAUAACGCCCGAACGCGGUGCCACGGCGUGGCUUAAAGAGACAGCGAAAUAAAGAGGAUUGUCUUAUCAAGCAAAAACACAAA